CGCCAAAGAAGGAGGCGAAGAAGAAGGAGGAGAAGAAGGAGGAGCCGCCCCCUCAAGAGCCCAAAGAUGAAGCACCGGUGGAUGACGAGCCCCCCAAGGCCGACGAACCCGAAGGGCUUUUCCUCAGCAAACCCCAAAACGUCAUGGUGGAGAGCGGGAAGGACGUGACGGUGUCAGCUCGUGUUGCCGGGGCGGCACUUCCGGUCAAACCCGUGGUCAAGUGGUUCAAAGGGAAAUGGGCGGAAAUGAACGACAAGACGGCCCGGUGCCGCCUCAGGCAGAGCGUCGACAACGACAAGGUGAGAGCGACAGCGCCACCUAGGGGGAGUCCUCCGACAUAGAGUUACA
Messenger RNA from Coturnix japonica (Japanese quail), 348 nucleotides. The record is from RefSeq and is a predicted model, not a curated record. Lineage: Eukaryota; Metazoa; Chordata; Aves; Galliformes; Phasianidae.